AUGGCCGGCAGAGGCGCCGGCGGUGGCCUGCAGCCGCCGGCCGUAGCGCAGCCGCCCGUCAGCGGUCACCUGUACCCCUUCGUGAGCGCGGCGGGCGCGGAGAGCGAGGGGCCGGAGGAGGAGGGCGAGGUGUCGGAGCUGCGGCCGCGGGGCAGGGAGAAGGUGCGGAGGAGCGCGUCGAGGGACAGGCUGGAUGAUAUCGUGCUGCUAACGAAGGAUAUCCAGGAAGGGGACACUCUGAACGCGAUCGCACUUCAGUAUUGCUGCUCGGUUGCAGAUAUCAAGAGAGUUAACAAUCUUAUCAAUGAUCAAGAUUUUUUUGCCCUGAGGUCUAUCAAAAUUCCAGUGAAAAAGUUCAGUGUAUUGACCGAAACACAUGUUUCUCCCAAAGGAAGACCAGCCCUUCGGCCUGCUCACUGUUCCCCAGAAGUACAGGAAGCAUCACCUUCUGAUAAGUUCUCUGCUAAUGAGACUGCUGGCAACUUCUUAAAAGAAGUGGAUCGAGAUAUAGAAGAAAUAGUGAAGUGUAAUGAUACAAAGAGGGAGAAUCUUAAUGAAGUUGUUUCUGCCUUAGCAGCCCAACAGAUCUGUUUUGAAACUGAUGGUAAAACUAAAGAGUGCAAAGAUCCUUACUAUGGAGCAGAUUGGGGUAUAGGAUGGUGGACAGCUGUAGUGAUUAUGUUGAUUAUUGGCAUAGUGACUCCUGUUUUUUAUCUCCUGUAUUACGAAGUUCUAGUGAAAGCAGAUGUCAGUCACCAUUCUACAAUGGAAUCUUCUCAUUUGUUUGUCACAGUAGCAUCGCAUCAGAAACAAAUAGAAAAUGGGAUAAAUCCAGUGAAUAUUAUAAAUGUUGAUAACCAAGGAGACAUUCAGCCUUAAUGACAGAAGACCCCCAGCAACUGUUUUCUAUAGACACGUAACAUAGCAUUAGGUAAAGGGGAAACCACAGAACGCAAAAUGCAUCUGGAAAGCAGAGAAACUGCGUACUGAUGCGUGACUUUGCCUUUUUGGGCAGUGUUCCAGUUCAAGGAUAUUUCUGUGGGUCAUGUAAUCUCUGAAUAUGCCUGAGACAGGUGAUUUUAAUGCAAGAUUGGGAUAUAAGUUAAGGUUUAAAAUCGUCUCUGAAGCUUUGCACUUUUUUCUAUUUUGAUAGGCAUAUGUUUUUUAAUUAAUGAUGAGGUGAAAAAAUGUAGUUUGAACUAACACAUGAGGAAUCUCACUGUAAGUUUUACAGCCCUAAAAUGGGCAUUUGGGGAUAUCUAACUUUUAAACAUCUUGAAGUAUUUAUAGAAUGCUUAGUACACUUGACAUUUUAAUAUCAGGUUUACAGUCGUCAGUUAAAACUGCGUUCUCAUAAUUUUAUCUUUCUUAUAGAGCAAGAUUAUUUUUUUUUAAAACCCAAUCAUUCCAUAAUUAAUUGCCACUAUGAAAUUCUUUUUUAAAAGUGACUUUUAUAGAAGCAGUAGCUAACACUUAAACUGGAAUCUUCACAUCUUGUGCCUGUGGUCAACCGUUCUUUAGUACUUUUCAGUAUAGGCAGUAGGAUAAGGAGUUUUCCCUGUGUGUGAUACUGUGCCUCAACACAGUCCAGUUGAGAGAAGCUUGUUGAAACUUCACAUCCUUCUGUGGUAUCCUACUGAAAACUGACUGGACUGGACUGCAGAUGUGUGGCACCUUGCUGUGACUGCUUCAGUAGUCUUUAUUUUAUGCUAAUGGAUUUAUUCCCCCCCCUGCCCCCCACUCCAGUUAAUCUCAGUUCAGGACCAACUGAUUCUUCAGACAGCAGUCAUGUGGGUACUGGGUAUGCUAAUGGUUAUAUGCCCGUGAACCUCAAAACACUUAACUUUUUCCUGAAAUCUCCUAGAAAACUUCAAAUGAGAUUUAAUGGCUGCUAGCAAGAAAUUUAAAUUGCAGCAGAAUAGACCAGUUGCAGCUUCUCAUUUGUUCUUUAUGUAGUAGUGUAUUCAUCGACCACUCUAUUCUUGAAUGUUUCACUUGGAGUUUCAUGAACAACCUUGUUUUUCCCCUCUUUUUUUCCCUACUUGAAAACGCUACACGACGAACAAGAAACCCCCUGGACUCUUCCUACAGAAAGGAGGUACUUGUGUAUUCAGAAUAUUUUUAAAUAAAAACUGAGAUGCUGCCUAUAACUUUUUUGUUAUAUUUGCCUUGUGGUGUAAGAUUUCCAUUGCCCUGUUCAAAGUACCAUCUGUUACCAAAGCCCAAGACAACUGACUUGAAUAGGGCUUAUAAAGAGAGAAAUGGAAAAAUAAUCACUAUACUUUAAACUACUAUUAAAAGCUUUCCUUUGAGUGUCUUGACUAAGGUGUAUGCAAAAAAAAUCUGAUGUUUCCUGACUAUUGGAGGUAUUCCGAAGUGCUUUACCAACUGAAAUUUUUAAAGUAAAGACUCACUCCCUGUCUGUUCUUGGGGCAAAUAUUCUUCACUGCCAAGUGUAUGAAUAUGAAUUGGGUAACUUUUAAUGUAUUAUGCUGAAACUGAAGCAGUCCAAAGCUCAAAGGGAAAUACUGUACGUUUGGAUCUGUGAACUAUGACCUGUGGCUCUUGAACCCUUUGAUUAAAGUGGUAUCUGUGGAGAUCGUGAGACUACUCGUAGUUUCCACGCUAGAAGAGGGACUGCAGACAGGCAUGAACUUCAUGUUUCACGUAACACUUGUUUUCAAACGUCUGUUAAAAUAGUAGUUCUUUCCAUGAGAAGAAUAUGCUAAUAAUAUAAGCGUGAAUACUGAAGUACCAUUUCUGGGUAAGACUGUACGAAAAAUUGCAUUGCAAAAUAAUUUAUGGUGGCUAAUGUGAUACAGCUUCUAUGGCUAAAACUUUAAAUGGUGACUUGCCCUAGUCCAGACAACAGAGCUUUGGCACAUUAAGAAAAAUGUUUUCUAUGCAGGACUGAAAUGUGGUAUGUAAUGUGUCAGGGUUUUGCUGCAUGCCUAUUUGCUAGUUUGCUUCUUUCCCCUUCAUUCUGUUUCUGAAACCUCAACAUUUUUAAUACUUACAAAAUUGUCAAAGAACAUGAAAUUAGCUAUUGUGAUGAUGCAACAUAAGCCUAACUUACUGCAUGUACCUGAACUGACAGGUAUUAAAUUGCCGUUGGUAUAGAAGUGAAGUUCAGUUGUGUUUUGACUUGGUCAGGACAUUCUCUGUCCUGUUGAUGUACGAGUAGGGAGAUUGGUGGUUAACUGCUGUUCUUCGUCCUGUGGUGGUACAGCUGAAUCGUCCUCUGGUGUAUCUCAGGCUUUGGGCUUUUAUGGUGUUGGAAGGCCGGUGGCCUACUGUCACCGGGUGAAGUGUGACGGGCCUGUAUUUACCUUAGGAUAAGCAGUCAUUAGAGAAACACAAAGGGAUAGCUGUUUUAUUGAACUGUAUUAUACUCUAACCAAGACCCUAGCAUGG
Gavia stellata (red-throated loon) is the source of this 3414-nucleotide messenger RNA. It is a transcript of the gene LYSMD3, whose product is annotated as LysM domain containing 3. Bases 1 to 879 code for a protein of 292 amino acids. The record is from RefSeq and is a predicted model, not a curated record. The transcript is spliced from 2 exons. Gene Ontology annotation, biological process: Golgi organization. NCBI's taxonomy places the organism in Eukaryota, Metazoa, Chordata, Aves, Gaviiformes, Gaviidae. Gene Ontology annotation, cellular component: Golgi apparatus.